UGUAUUGGCGGGGGUGUCCCCUCAAUGGGGAGGUGCCCCCAAACCUGUUCUUGGUCUUGGAGGGGGGGAGGGGGCUGUUCUCGACCUCAGGGUGCUCCCUGCACCCCUUUCUCCCCGCAGGAUACCCCCACCCCCACCAUCAUCAUGGUGUCCUGGAGCUGCUGGGCUCUGCUGCUCCUCUGCGCCAUUGCAAGUUUUUUUGGGUGGCUGGGACUUGGCACCCCCCUGGAGGAGGUGGAGACCCCCCCAGAGGUUGUGGUGCAGCUCCGCUCGUCCUGCGCUGACCCGAGCGAGGAGGAGGUGGCCAAGCUGGGGGUGAACGUGUUUGACUGCCAGGCCAACGCCGAGGGUCGCCGGACAAACCCCAGCACCCCGGAUGCGGAGGGGCAGGAGGAGCUGCAGGAGCAGCCGGGCAAGUUCUUGCAGCCAAGACUGGAGACCCUCAUCACCAGCAGGGAGCACCAGGUGGCCCAGCUCAUGGAGGACAUUGCCCAGCGGAUGGGGAACGUGAGCAGCCAUGGGGCCAUGGGGCUCCAGGAAGGGCACCAGGUUGUCCUGUCCGAUCUCCACCACACACAGGAAAGAGCUCGGGACAUCUAUUCCCAACUAGAGCAUGACCUGGCCCUUCUCCUGGCCCAGCAGUGCCGGAUGGAGGAGGUGAUGGAAAAACUGCGUCAGGUCAACAGGAGCCUGGGAUUGAUGCUGGUGGCCGUGGAGGGUGCACAGAGCCGGCUGGAGAACCAACUGGAGCACCUUCAUGCCACCCUUGACCCAGCUGGUGAGCUGGGAAUGGGUGCUGGAGGGCAGAUGGGUGCUGGUGGGUGCCAACACUGGGCUCUUUCUCCCUGUCCUGCAGGUCAGAGCCCAAGUGCCAUCUCCACCUGCAUCCUUCAUGGCUCCUACCUUCUGCUGCUGGUUGCACUACUGGUGCCCAUGCCGCCCCGUGCCAUCCUCCUCCUCCUUGCCUUCAGCAUCCUUGGCGAGCUCCUCGGCAUCCCAGCACUCUCCACUCUCCUGGCCCUUGCUGUGGCAGGGCAGUUGCUGGUGAUGGCUGCCCGCCGUGGUGCUGGGGGACCCUGGCUGGUUCCUCUGCAGGAGGAACCCCGUCACCAGCUCACCUCCACCCCGGAAAGGGAGUGCAAAAUGGAGCUGUUGCAGGAGGAGAUGGACAGGUUGGAGAUGAGCUGCCUGCAAGAGCCCUCGUGCCUGGAGCAGCCCCCAGUGAUGGCAGGGGACACCCCUCGCUUAGCAGGGAGGAUGUCAUCCAUCCCUGGCGGCUGGAGGACAAAGCUGAGCUCGUGUGGGGCAAUGCUGGAGCCUGCCAUGGGCACUGGGAAGCACUGGGAGCCCAAACCUUGCACCCCAAGCCAGUCUCUGGCCAGUGACAUGUCCUCGUUGUCCCCACGGCUCCCAUGCCAGGGCCUCACCAGGGCCGGGCAGCGAUGCCGGAAGAAAGCCAUCCUCGGGCAGGACUUCUGCCACGUCCACACCACCGGUUGAGCCUCGAGCAGCGGCUUGCCCAUGGACUCGUCCCCCCAUAUCUGACCCUCUACCUCCUCCCAGAGGGGUUUU
Molecule: messenger RNA, 1572 nt
Organism: Chroicocephalus ridibundus (black-headed gull)
Lineage: Eukaryota; Metazoa; Chordata; Aves; Charadriiformes; Laridae
Product: protein brambleberry-like
Exons: 10
Coding region: 25-1500 (491 amino acids)
Source: RefSeq, a predicted model, not a curated record